Molecule: messenger RNA, 4538 nt
Organism: Halichondria panicea
Lineage: Eukaryota; Metazoa; Porifera; Demospongiae; Suberitida; Halichondriidae
Exons: 2
Coding region: 59-4387 (1442 amino acids)
Source: RefSeq, a predicted model, not a curated record
UCGGUGUGACUUAGCAAAAGUAGUGAAACAGGCAAAAGUGCAGCAUCCAUUAAACAAUAUGCUGUCUAGAAGUAUUCUCAGCUGGUUAGUGCUACUGACCCUAGCUACUGUUACCAGGAGUGAGCACUAUCGUAUUGUGCCAGUGGAUUCAACCGACUCGUGUAAUGAAUAUCGAAAUGGAACUUGUUUCACUCUCGAGCAGUUUGUUCAAACAGACCUGUUAUCUGGUGGAGACAAUCUCACCUUGAGCUUUCUACCUGGAGAUCAUGUGUUAACUGAGCAGUUAUUGAUUCGUAACUUCUCACAUGUGCAAAUCACUGGCCAGAACACAAGUACAACUGUAGUUGGAUUCCAUAGCAACGGUACGACACGUUUUGUUAGUAUUACCAAAUUGAACAUUGACCGCUUGGGUUUCGUUGGAGCGAAUGUUGAACCACAGAACUCACAUCAAGGAUUGACCAUUGACGAUUCUCGCGAUGUUUACAUCAAAGACUGCUACUUCUCGGACUUUGAAAACCACCUCGUUAAAAUUACUAAUACUCAAACUGAAACAAUUGAAAGAACUCUUUUUAACAAUAAUACUGGACAGGCCCUGCACAUUGAGGCUGAUAAUGUGUACAUAACAGAUAGUGUGUUCACUAGAAAUGAUGGAGGUGCAGUUUACAUUCAAUCAAACAACGCACUGAUCAACAACACGGAGUUCAACUAUAACAGUGCUGAGAGCGGAGGAGCAAUAGAAGUGGUAUCUGGUACUGUAGUGAUCACUUGGUGUAACUUCACAAAUAACAAAGCUGUGCAGUUAGGUGGAGCCAUUCAUGUUGACUCAGGUAGUGUGUCCAUCUCCAACAGUGAGCUGACAAACAACAGUGCUGACUUUGGUGGAGCGAUUAGUGUUGGCUCAGGUAGUGUGUCCAUCUCCAACAGUGAGCUGACAAACAACAGUGCUUACGAUGGUGGAGCGAUUGGUGUUGUUUACUCAGGCAGUGUGUCCAUCUCCAACAGUGAGCUGACACACAACAGAGCUGGCUUUGGUGGUGGAGCGAUUAAUGUUGUUAUCUCAGGCAGUGUAUCCAUCUCCAACAGUGAGCUGACACACAACAGUGCUAACUAUGGUGGAGCGAUUAGUGUUAUCUCAGGUAGCAGUGUAUCCAUCUCCAACAGUGAGCUGACACACAACAGUGCUGUCUAUGAUGGUGGAGCGAUUGUUGUUUUCUCAGGUAGUGUGUCCAUCUCCAACAGUACGCUGACACACAACAGAGCUAAUAAAGGUGGGGUAAUUGAUGUCUUGCAAUCUUCCACCUUGAUCAUCAACAACACUGACAUUAUUACUAAUAACAUGGCCAGUUUGAACAUUUCGCAAUCAAACGUAACAUUCACUGGAAUGAAUAUUGUCAGUAACAAUGGUCGUCCCAUUUAUGCUUUCAAUAGUCGAAUCGAGUUUAACGGACCUACAACACUCAGUAACAAUCAUGGUGUGUUUGGUGGAGCUAUCAGCGCUGACCAGAGUCAAAUAUAUAUUAACACAGAAGGAGUUAUCAUCACCAACAACACAGCUACCUCUGGAGGAGGGAUAUUUCUGAGAGAGAGUACACUCUUUGUAAAUGUGCCAAUAAAGAUCUAUCACAACACAGCACAGGAUGGUGGGGGGAUUUAUGCAUAUUCCAGUAGAGUUGAGUUCCAAUCAGUGCAGACGGAAUAUGCAGAUUUUAGGCCACUUCCUCCAAAUAUACAGAGUGAUAAACAGAGUGAGAUUGCUCACAACAUUGCUGAGAAUGGUGGAGGUAUACAUGCAGUAUCUUCAACUAUUAAACUAACUCAAUCACAUGUCAACAUUGACUCAAACACAGCUAACACAAGUGGAGGUGGAGUGUAUCUACAGCAAAGUUCGAAACUGUACCUAUUUAAAACGAUUGGAGAAAGGACUCUGCGAUAUGUUAAGCUAAUGAUUAACAACAACUUGGCUCAGUACGGAGGGGGGAUAUUUGUGGCAGAUAAUACCCAGAGGAGCGAAUGUGGAGGAGGAGUCACAGAAUAUGAUGCAACUCGAACUAUUUUUGCUGGCUGCUUCAUUCAAACAAUUAAACUGUAUGAGUUCGGCUAUUCUGAUCCAAACUAUUUCAACACAUUCAUGACUAACAACACGGCUACCCAGUCAGGAGCAAACAUCUACGGAGGUUUGUUGGACAGGUGUACAGUAAGUCAAAAUGUUGAAUAUAAAUCUUCAAACGGAUUGGACUACAUAAAAAAAACUGUCAAAUCCUCCAUCGAGCCACUAUCAAUCUCCUCUAGGCCUGUUCAAGUAAUUUUGUGCAACUAUUCACAAUACGACUAUGGUUCUACAAAAAAAGGACACACAUUUACAAUCAGUGUUAUGGCUGUUGACCAAGUUGGAAAUCCAAUGAAUGCCACAAUUCACAGUUCUGUUGUCAGUGAGAGUGGAGUUGGUCGUCUUAAAGAAGGACAGGCUGAACAGAAAGUUGGCAAUCAGUGCACAGAAUUAGAGUACAAUGUAUUCUCACAAGACAGCUUUGCUCAGGUGGAACUCUAUGCUGAGGGUCCAUGCACCAACUUGGGAAUUUCAACACAAAUUAUUAAUAUUUCUUUUCAACACUGCACAUGCCCUAGUGGACUCAAGCCAAUUCAGUCCGAUAUUGAGUGCAAGUGUGACUGUGAUCCAGACUUGCAACAAUAUCAGAUAACAAACUGUUCUGAGGAAAAUGGAACCAUUAAGCUGGAAAGUAAUAACAACAUAUGGAUAGAAUUUAUAAAUACUACCAACAAAACAGGGUAUGUCGUUAGUAACUGUACAUUUGACUAUUGUGUAGAAAAACCAGUCAACAUCAGUCUAAGCAACCCUGACGAACAAUGUGCCUACAAUCGAAGUGGUGUCUUGUGUGGAGAUUGUGAACCAGGACACAGUCUUGUUUUGGGUACGUCCAACUGUAAGGAAUGCUCUAAUCUUUACCUUCUUCUACUAAUACCAUUUGCGCUGGCAGGCAUAUUGCUAGUUGCUUUAAUUCUCGUGCUCAACAUCACUAUAGCAACUGGAAAUAUUCAUGGCCUCAUUUUUUACGCCAACAUAGUAGCUGCUAAUAAAGCAAUUUUCUUUCCUAGUUUAAACAACUUUAUAACAGUUUUCGUAUCAUGGGUGAAUCUUGACUUGGGAAUUGACACGUGCUUUUACAAUGGAAUGAACUCUCAAGGGAAAGUACUCCUUCAACUUGUCUUUCCCGCUUACUUGUUUCUUCUAAUGUUUUUUAUUAUCAUUUUAAGCAAAUAUUUUGACUCAUUUGCAAAGCUCCUCUCCAACAGGAACCCAGUUGCUGCCUUAGGCACACUCAUCCUACUCUCUUACUCCAAACUCUUACGGUUUGUCAUUGCUGCAUUGCAACACAGGGUCUUGGACUAUCCUGAUGGUAAAAGUGAUAUAGUUUGGUUGUUUGAUGGCAAUGUACAAUAUUUCGCUCGCGAUCACCUCCCUCGGUUUGUUGCUGCAGCCAUAAUCCUCUUUGCCGGUGGAUUGUUCACUGUACUGCUCUUCUUUGGACAAUGGUUUCCACGCUGUUCCAAGGUUAUGAUAUGGACCAAGAAUACAAAGUACACUGGCUUCAUGGAUGCAUACCAUGCUCCAUUUACUCCCAAACAUCGCUACUGGGUGGGACUGCUUCUCUUUGCUCUAAUUAUUCAUAAUCUAGUAGCUGCCAUGGCUCUCGACACUUACCUCCCUAUCCUAUCAGCUGGGGUUCUAUCAGUUGGACUGAUUGUCUGGAAACUACUAAAUAAUCGUUUGUACAAAAGUAAGUUUUGUGAUUCCCUCGAAACUCUCUAUCUAUUCAAUGUUUUUAUUCUUUCAUUUGGCACCUCUUAUGUCAAAGAUACAAAUAAAGAUCAGUCAGCACUAGCCAAUACUUCAAUGGCUAUAUCAUUCACCUUAUUUGUGACAACGCUCUGCUAUCACUUUUACCAAUUCGUACUCAAGAAGAGUAAUACAUGGCUGAAAAUAGAGGACACCAUAAGAAACUUAGGAGCUGGUGCUGCAGACAUGAGACUCCGACGAGCUAACAAUGCCCAGAAAAUGUAUCAGCUGGUAGCCGAUGAAAAUGAUGAAGAUGAAUUACUCGAAGCAGUAGAUGAUUAUGAACAAAGAGACGCCUUGAACCCACCUUACACUGAUGGAGCCGUGGAAGAAGCUGACCCUGAUCGUUACAUCACUCCUCCCAUCAUCAGACCAGCCACGAGGCCAGACCAGCUGAGACUAUCCUACAUGGAUGAUCUAGCCCCACUCACCACAGAGGACUACAGAAUACCAGCCCCUCCCCCCCCAAGAGUCAAUCAUCGUCCUGCUGUUACACACACAGAAAUCGGCCCCAUACGCAAUGAAGUGUGAACUGUUUUAUUUAGCUGAAGUACCUUAUCAUGUAAAUAAAAUUUGUAGGCAUUGUUAGUUCCAACAGUUACUGUCGUUAGCACUUGUUUAUGUCACUAUAGUUUAAAGAGAGAUAUGCUUUUUUGUAGAUUCUUGUAGAUUUAUUUUUUGU